UUCACUCUCGAAGAAGUUUCGGUCUAUGAAUGAUUAAACGCAUUCUUGAUGUAAAAAUGAAGCGCCGCGCAACCGCCGCUGUGACGCGCAAAACCUGCAUCCGCUUUUUCUGUUCCUCUCCGCGCAAAGGUGCGCAACACCACGAGUGGGUGGAUUCCAUGACAACUGCCCCAAAAUCAAAGCAUGCGGAGCAGAAUUACAUCACAGGCUCAUGCCGGGCUGGGUCUGCCCAUUCUGCAAGGUGUAAUCACAGGGUUUUCUCGUGGGAACUCCUUUGGAGAGACUUUUCCUGCGGAGAGGUUUUACGCAUCCAUCGCCCCGGGAUAUAAUGGAGGGGACCUACAGAUGACGCUUCUGUUUAUAACAAGGCAGAAACUCUCUGUGUAGAUCUGUUUUACUGCUUUCCCAGCGAAACAUUUUAAGGAGUUUGUAUGUGGAGAACAGAUCGUCCAGAAAUGCGGAGCUGGGAUUACUCUCCAAUCCCUACGCGUCGCUUAAUUCUUUUUCUGAUGUCAUAUUUUAUUUUAUUGCCUUGUUUGCAGUGCGCUCGAUCGCGCAGAAAGCCACCUGGUAUUGACCUGUUAGUUUUCGGAGAGUCCAACAGUUCAACUCAGAAAGUUCUCACAACAGAUGGCAGGCAGUGCAAGUUUCCUUUUCGCCUUGGCGGGACAAUUUAUCACCAGUGUAUUCCUCUGAACUCUAACUCUAAGACCUGGUGUUCUCUCACUCACAACUUCGACCGUGACCGUCAGUGGGGAUUGUGUAGUCCACGCACACGCCUGUUUAAUAGGUUUCUUCCUAUUCACAGGGAUCCGGGAAUCUGUCGAUCAAACCCGUGUUAUAAUGGUGGCGUGUGUGUCGAAGCUGAUCUGCAGUCAUUUGAGUGUGUGUGUCCCGACGGCUUUAGUGGUGCCCUGUGUGACAACAACAACUGCUACGAACCCCUGCAUCUGAAGUACUAUGAUAUCGGAGAAUCGUGGGGACGGAUCUACAUGAGGAACGUAGAGCUGUGCACGUGCCUCAGCGUGGGGGUGACCUGCGAGCGUACACGUUACACAGCAUGCUUGAGAAACAGCUGUGCCAAUGACGGAGUCUGUAGAAUGAUCGAGGCCACUAGUGAAGAGGUGUGUGGGUGCACAUCGGGAUACAUUGGACAGUACUGUAACAUCAACCCAGCAGAGCAAUGUUACCGUGAUUCAGGCGAACUGUACCGUGGCAUAUCCAACACCACAGUGUCUGGACAGUCGUGUCUGCCGUGGAACUCUGACCUGCUGUAUGAUGAGCUGACAGUAGAUACAGUAGACAGCGCCCCCCUCAGGGGGUUAGGGGCACACUCCUUCUGCAGGAGCCCAGAUCGAGAUAAGCUGCCGUGGUGUUACACAAUGACAGGCAGAUUCAUUUCCUGGGAGUACUGCGAUGUCCCACGCUGCUCCAAACGACCAUCCACCCGGCGAGGACCAGUUAUUCCAAAUCCACCACGACCGUCUCGUUCCCCUGCUAGGACACCGGUGUGCGGUAAGAGACACGAGAAGCGGGUGAGUCGGGGGCGAAUCAUGGGCGGAACAUCUGCACUGCCUGGUGCUCAUCCCUGGAUGGCAGCGUUGUACAUUGGAGAUGAGUUCUGUGCAGGCACGCUGGUUUCCUCCUGCUGGAUCGUAUCAGCCGCUCACUGCUUCCUGCGCAAUCCAUUAUUGUCCAAGAUUCGGGUUGUUCUCGGACAACAUUCUUUUAAUGACACGGGUCCCAAUACCAGAACGUUUGGAGUUGAGAAGUACAUUUUACACCCGCGUUACACUCAGUACCAGCCCACCUUAAAUGACAUUGUGUUGUUGAAGCUGAAAAAGGCAAACGGACGUUGUGCUCAGAAAACACAGUUCAUCAGACCGAUCUGCGUGCCGGUGAAAGACAUGACGUUCCCGGAUAACACGUGCUGUAAAAUCUCUGGAUGGGGUCAUAUGCACGAAAAGGCAAACUCGUACUCUAACCUGAUGGAGGGAGUGGUGAAGAUCAUUCCCUUAGAGCGGUGUUCGUCUCCAGAGAUGUAUGGCUCAGAGAUCCGCCCUGGAAUGGUGUGUGCUGGAAGUGACUCUUGUGUGGAUGCCUGUCAGGGAGACUCUGGUGGUCCUCUAGCUUGCCAGUGUGAAGGAGUGAAUUUCCUUUAUGGCAUCAUCAGUUGGGGAGAUGGAUGUGGCCGGUCGGGAAAACCAGGCGUCUACACUCUAGUUCCCAAAUAUUCUGACUGGAUAAACAGCAUCAUCAAAUCAUCCAAGAAAAAUACACCCCAAAACAGAUCAGCCAGUACAAACGUUUGUACUGGAAACCACUGCUGAAGAGAACCUGUAAACGACUGUGAAUGUAUUAUUUUAAGUGUUAGGUUAGACUUUUCAUUACGUUGGUCAUGUAACUGUGUAAGUACUGAAUGAUAUUAAUGAAUAUACUGAACUUUUCGUUAUUUUGUGGUGCUGCUGGCAAUUACACGUUUUAAUGGCAUUUAUUGUAUUUAUGGUACAUGUAUGACGUACAAUGUAAUGUUAGUGUUAUGUAAUAUUUGUUUUUAAAUUAAAUAGUUAUGAACUAGUGUUUGUACAGGCUAUAGGGGCCUGACUGGAGAAAAGAGAAAAUAUGUCAGUGCAUUGUUGUAUCACUCAAUGUGUAUGGUUUAGAACAGUCGUUACAUUCUUUAUAAACUAUAUGAUUUACUUUUAAGCAUGUGUUAUAAUAUGAAAUUUAACCAGUUUCGUCUUUCUAUUCCUUUGCCAAAGAGCCAAUGCUUUUUCGAAAAACAUUAGUUGUAAAAAUUAUUAUAAAUAAUUACAACAGCUUCAGGUCACAAGGACCCCUCGUGUCAUCAUGCUUUUGCAUUAGUCCAACAUACAUGCAACAUGUGUGUUCCAGUAGCACAACUGGUAGAGCUUUGCACUAGUAGCGCAUCUGGGUUUGAUCCCAGGUAACACGCAUACUAAUAAAAGACACCGUAAUGUAUUCUUUUGCCAGGUUUAAAGAAUCAGAUUAAACCAGACAUUUAUAAACGUUCUUAUAGACAAGAGAGAAGUACCUAAACUGGUAAAUACAGAUAUUCUUAAAACACACUUGUCAUCUGUUCAUAUUUCAGUUAUUAAAAGAAUUUGAGAAACUCAUACGAUUGUCCCAGACUUGAGAAAUGAAUUUUAUUUAACUCUGAAAUGAACUCACCACUUGAAACAGAAGAAAAAUGACUGCCCACUCUUAAACUAACAAAUUCAUUCAUGAGUACACCAUUACUAAAAGAUUACACAUUGUAAAGAAAAGUGUGUCACUACCAGGGCUGGGAAGGUUACAAUUCAAAAAGUGUAUAUACCCCAGCUCCGGGAUACUUCACCCAAAAAUGAAAAUUCUGUCAUCAUUUACUCACCUCCGAGUUGUUCCAAAUCUGUAUACAUUUCUUUGUUCUGAUGAACACAGAGAAAGAUAUUUGGAAGAAUGCUUAUAACCAAACAGAUUUUGCCCCCCAUUGACUCCCAUAGUAGGAAAAAAUACAACGGUGGUCAAAAGUGCCCCAGAACUGUUUGCUGUCCUACAUUCUUCAAAAUGUCUUCUUUUGUGUUCAACACAACAACAAAAAUGAUAAAGUAAUUUAUGGGAGUCAAUGGGGGUCGAGAUCUGUUUUGUUAUAAGCAUUCUUCCAAAUAUCUUUCUCCAUGUUCAUCGGAACAAAUAAAUGUAUACACAAUGAUUGAAUUAAAUAAAUGAUUUGUUGAAUUUAGUUGUAUGCUCAUUUUAGUUA
Messenger RNA from Triplophysa rosa, 3763 nucleotides. RefSeq names its product hepatocyte growth factor activator (gene hgfac). Gene Ontology annotation, molecular function: serine-type endopeptidase activity. Gene Ontology annotation, biological process: blood coagulation; zymogen activation. The record is from RefSeq and is a predicted model, not a curated record. Gene Ontology annotation, cellular component: extracellular region. The coding region runs from base 432 to 2330 and encodes 632 amino acids. Lineage: Eukaryota; Metazoa; Chordata; Actinopteri; Cypriniformes; Nemacheilidae. The transcript is spliced from 14 exons.